AUGGAGCGGUGGGUCGCGGCCGCCGGGGGCUGGGGCUCCCUCUGGGGCAGCUGGCGGGGCUGGGAGCUCUUGGCCGCCUGCGCGGUCAUCGGCGCCGUGGGGUGGCUGCUGAGACGGCUGGAGAGGAGGCCCGGCGGCCGCGGGGCCCCGGCGGCAGCCAUCUCUUCCCCGGCGGUGGCGGCGGCGGCCAUCUCUUCCCCGGCUCCCCUCUCUUCCCCCGCGCCGUUCUCCGCGGGGAACCGGCGCAGCAACGGGAGCCGCCCAGGUGAGGUAACAAUGGAUAUGAUAUUAUCCCGACUGAAGCGGCUCUCCUCUGAUGAGCUUAGAGAAGAAAUUGUAAGAGCAGGACUGAAAUGUGGGCCCAUCACAUCAACCACGAGGUUUAUUUUUGAAAAAAAAUUGGCUCAGGCCUUGUUGGAGCAGCAAGGAGUGCUGGAAGAAAACCAAUCUGAUCUGCUUGAGGAGGCUGCUGGAAAUGUCCCAUGCAAUAGUGGCUGGGCAGAAGCACAAAAGACUUCAAGAACUACAGGAGUGAAUCACAAUGGACAUGGGAGUGUUUCUGAAGAGGCAGAGUUUGGGUACUGUGUAGGUCUGAACCCUCCAGAAGAAGAUGUGAUGCACACAAACUGCUCAGCUCCAGUCUGUGGAGCAGCAUCUGCUGAUUCACAGAUCAGUGCUCAGACACCAUCCAGAAAUCCUCCACUGUUUUAUGGUGUUUGCCCAGUUUAUGAUGACAUACUGGCAAGGAAUGAGAGAAUACAUGUUUAUGAAGAUAAAAAGGAGGCUCUCCAAGCUGUUAAGAUGAUUAAGGGUUCCCGUUUUAAAGCCUUUUCAAACAGAGAAGAUGCUGAGAAAUUUGCUAAAGGAAUCUGUGAUUAUUUCCCAUCUCCAAGCAAGUCCUCUUUAUCUUUGUCUCCAGUGAAAAUGGGAGCAUUUAACAGAGAUGGGUUGUGCUCUGCUGAAACUGAAUCUGCCAACAAGGAGAGGGCCAACAGCUACAAAAGUCCCCGCACUCAGGAUCUCACAGCUAAACUGAGGAAAGCUGUUGAGAAAGGAGACACAGCAACGUUUUCAGAACUCAUUUGGAGUAACCCUCGCUAUCUGAUUGGGUCAGGAGACAAUCCAACAGUUGUUCAGGAAGGGUGUAGGUACAAUGUCAUGCACGUGGCUGCCAAGGAGAACCAGCCUGGUAUCUGCCAGUUGUUGCUGGACACUUUGGAAAAUCCUGACUUUAUGAGGCUUAUGUACCCUGAUGAUAACGAGGCGAUGCUGCAGAGCCGCAUCCAGUACAUUGUUGACCUUUACCUUAACACACCAGAUAAAAUGGGGUUUGACACUCCGUUGCAUUUUGCCUGCAAAUUUGGGAAUUUGGAUGUUGUUAAUGUGCUUACCUCACACCCAGCUAUUGUGAAAAAUCCAAGAAACAAAUAUGACCAAACUCCAUCAGAAGUAGUUUGUGAAAGAAGCAAGAAUAAAUCUGCAGAAUUGAAAGAAAAACUAAGAGAGUACUUGAAAGGUCAAUACUAUGUACCACUCUUGAGAGCAGAAGACAAUUCCUCAGCUCCUGUGAUUGGAGCACCUUGGUCACCCGACCAGACAGACGAGAGCCCCCAGAGAACUUUAUCUAAAUACCCUGGCAGCCCCAAAGAUCCUGUGCUGUCAUUAAGAGCUUUUGCAGGCCCCAUGAGCCCCUCAAAGGCUGAAGAAUUUCGCAGACUUUGGAAGACUCCCCCUCGAGAGCGAGCUGGCUUCUUCCACAAUGUCAGGAAAUCUGAUCCGGAGAGGGGUGUUGAAAGAGUUGGAAGGGAGUUAGCUCAUGAACUGGGGUUCCCGUGGGUUGAAUACUGGGAAUUUCUGGGCUGUUUUGUUGAUCUGUCUUCCCAGGAGGGGCUGCGAAAAUUAGAAGAGUACCUGAGUCAUCGGGAAAUGAGCGAAAAGGCUCAGCAAGAAACAGGGGAAAAUGAAACCUGCAAUAGAUACAAAACUCCACAUCCCUCUGGCAAGAGUAAAAAGUCCUGCAAUUCUGUUUCUGUUGGAGCAUUUUUGGAUGAUGAUGAUGAUGACAUGAGCUUGGAAGAGAUAAAAAACAGGCAAAAUGCAGCACGGAAAAUCAGCCAACCUCUUGUGUCCAAAGAACCCAACAUUGAUGCCAUUGGAGAUGCUGAGUGUGACAUCUUGUCCAUGGAGAGGGCUGUAAACAUCAUGGAGACCUCAGCUCACCCCCGGCACUACGAAAAGGCAGUUUCAUCCAGCAAGAAUGGAUUUUGUAACCCUGUGUCCAGUGAAAGGAUAAUGAGUGACAGAAAGCAUUUGCAUGAUGCAGGAGAAUGCCUGGGAACCCCCAUUUCCAAUUUAAUGUCAGAAUUUGAAAGCCUGUCAUUCCAGAACCAAGGAGAAUCAAGUAACAUCUCUAAAACAGCUGACAGUAAGAGAAUUCUGGCUGAAGGAACAAGUCAGGUGAGAAAAUCCAAGGACCAUCUGGAUAAGAGCUGCUACUCAGUGUCACUGGCAAGUUCUGAGCCAGGUGUUACAGGGAAACCUGGAGAGACCAAGUUAAGGACAGAACACAGAAAAGCAUCAGAAGAAGAGGGACUCUGUAUGGAAUCUGGAAUUCAGGCUAAGGAGGCACAACGCCAUCGAGAGCUUUCCUCACAGAAAUUUCUUUUGAAGGCUUCACCCACAAAGGAUUACUCAAAGAAUUUAUUCCUGCUUGGGGGGCAGCCCUCAAAGCUGGAUGGGGAUGUGCUGGCAGCUAUAGAAUCAGCAGAGGUUGAUGCACAGAAAUACCCAAUGCUCUACAAAUGGAAACAGGCCGUGCAGUCCUACUCCUCAGCUGACAGGCAAAGUUGGCCGAGUCCAGCACUGAAGGGAAGAUUCAAGUCCCAAACCAUCACUGCUGGCAUUCCAGGUGCUUCAGUCUACUCUAAUUCAGGAAGAAAUAGUCCAAUACCAGGAAGUCCAGGAAAAUACAGCAAUGCUGCCUUGUUCUCUCCAGACCCUGGGAGUCCUGGGCGCUACAGUCCAGCUUCUGUCAACCACGCUCUGUUAAAACUACGUUAUUUUUCAGAGCCUCCUGCCCACUAAAACAUGAUUCAUCUUCCUGAGACUUCAAUUCUAUUGUCAAGGUUAAGAGUGGAGGAAAACCCAACAAUGUUACUGAAGUGACAGGAGGUUUGUACUUGGCUAUUUAUUUUUCCUCAAUGGAGGAUAACUGUAUGUUAAAAAAAAAAAAAAAAGAAUCUAUGUCUUUAUACCACAUACAAGAUAGAUUACUGGUGAUGUGCAAGAAAUGAGUGACAGUCAGGGAGUUGUCCAGUAGCAAUUAAUUAACCUUUGCUGCCAGUGAAGCAGGGAGCUGAGCCUGUACUUAGGAAUGGUGGUACCUGGCAAUCAGCCUGUCAUCACUGCAAUGAAUGUGUCAGCUCUCAGAUGCAGUCCUUUUGCUUGGAUAGUCUGGAGGAAGCACAUCACCAGUUACCAGGAAUCUUAGGAGAGGAAAUCAGUGGCAAGAAGUGGAAGGGUCUUCCACUUGCAAGGGGAAUGCUCAGCAGAAAGGCCUGGAAAAAACCCAGGGGAGUGACACCUUUCCAAGGCUGAGUAUGAAUGUGAAACCCUGUGUGUAAACAGGCAGUGCUGACAGCAAAGCAGCUUGGGCUGGACAGCUGAACACACACACACACAAACGUGUGCAUGUAUGCACAUAGUUACACAGAAACCUUGAGUCUUUGCUUGUUCUGAGGCUGUUAAAAACACUGUGCUAUACCAAGUGUUUAGUUAAGGGGCACUAUAGAGAUUACUGGGGUUCCUUUAAAUGUUAGUUUGGAGAUUUAAAAAAAAAAAACAAAAAAAAAACCCCAACUAUUUUUUUUUCCCACAGAAGCUUUUAACAUUAGCAGAUUUUAAUAGUUACUACACAAAAGCACAUCAGCAAUAAUUUCAGGCAAUUUACCAGCAAGGUACCCUCAUGUCAGUUUGUGUAAUAUAUUAUGAGUGGUAGCCAGUGACCUGUGAUGUGGCUCUUGACUUCCCAACUGUGAAGAAGAGACAGGAAUAAGGACUAAAAAUAAUUUUGUUAAAAUCUUAAGCUUUUACCGUGUCUCUAAUCUUGAUGUAGUAUUGAGUUUCUGUUUCAGCAGUCAGUAAUUGUAUUCUUUACCUGUCUGUAAGAAUGAUUUGUUUCGACAGCACACUGCCAAGAGCCAAGAAUGCUUUUCACAGCUCCAGACACUUUUCUGUAUCAAGCUUAAUGGUUGUAACGUUGUUUGCAAGAAACAGAGCUCUCAGGUGUCAACAGCUCUCUGGUUAUAAAAGCAAAACCUAUCUAUCACUGCAACCUAACUGAUCAGAAAAUUACAACCUGGUAAGACUGUGCUGGUAAAGAGGGGGUUGGGUGGGAGAAGGCACAGACCCAGCCAGGGACAGGAUGGGGCCAAGCAGGAGCAGUGGGUGCAGCCACCACCUGGAGCUGGGUGGGUGUUAUGGCUGUUGCACAGUGGAGUGACUGUUUCCUACACUAACUGCACACCCUCCAGAAGUCUCAUGAUUUAGUACAAACCUUAAAAAAAAAAAAAAAAAAAA
This is a messenger RNA of Calypte anna (Anna's hummingbird), 4578 nucleotides long. RefSeq names its product ankyrin repeat and LEM domain containing 2 (gene ANKLE2). Lineage: Eukaryota; Metazoa; Chordata; Aves; Apodiformes; Trochilidae. The transcript is spliced from 13 exons. Gene Ontology annotation, cellular component: endoplasmic reticulum. Gene Ontology annotation, biological process: negative regulation of phosphorylation. The coding region runs from base 1 to 3084 and encodes 1027 amino acids. Gene Ontology annotation, molecular function: protein phosphatase 2A binding. The record is from RefSeq and is a predicted model, not a curated record.